Venustampulla echinocandica is the source of this 888-nucleotide messenger RNA. RefSeq lists its product as uncharacterized. The record is from RefSeq and is a predicted model, not a curated record. Gene Ontology annotation, molecular function: oxidoreductase activity. NCBI's taxonomy places the organism in Eukaryota, Fungi, Ascomycota, Leotiomycetes, Helotiales, Pleuroascaceae. The transcript has 3 exons. The coding region runs from base 1 to 888 and encodes 295 amino acids.
AUGGAUAAAAACAUGAUCAUCAUAGUAACGGGCUCAAAUCGUGGACUUGGCCAAGCAAUACGUCGUCUUCUCGCUCAAACUUCUCACGACCCACCCCUUACAAUUUACGCCACAUCUCGGGAGUCUGUCCCCCUAGACAUCAAACCACUCCACAAUAACCUUAUCCACUUCGAGCAACUUGAUAUCACCUCAGCUUUAUCCAUCCAAAGCCUCAUCUCAAAGAUUAAUCCACCGGUGGAUAUUUUGAUCAACAACGCCGCGGUCGCCCUCGACCGGGAGUAUAACUACGAAAACACUGUCAACUCAUACCCCAAAGAUAUUCAAGAACAAUUCAGCUCCUCCUGGUUGACACUAGCCGGCCUUGACAAUCCCGCAGACAUCUAUUUACAGUCUGUCAAGGCCGAUAUGGAGGAAGAAUCCCGUUGGAACUAUGUUAAGGGCAGUUUCAAUGUGGGUAAGUCCUGCGUCAAUGCACUCACGGCUGUACUUUCAAGACUUAUCAAUUGUUGUUGUCCUGGUUGGAACAAGACUGAUGUUGGAAGCCUGGGUGGGGAUCUUGGGAAGGAUCCAAUGAAGGGUGCGAAGAUACCUGUGAAAUUAGCGAUUGGAGACAUCGGCGAGUGGGCGUUAAUGGUCCGUCAUCAACAACAACGUUAUCAACUGGAGGAAGUAGCGGAGAUUAAUUUCCAGAUAGAUCUGCUAGAGAAGGACUCGACUAAGCCCGAGAGGGGUGAUACCGUUGCGGUGGCCCCGCACUUGAGCCAUAGUGUAACUCUUUCCGGUGAGACCGCAGGUGUAAGGGUCCCUGCCGAGUGUCUUCGAGAGCUCUGCGACCAUGCUCUCUCAUUUAGAAUGAGUUCAAAAAUUGGUAUGGAAUCUAGUGGUUGA